Microdochium trichocladiopsis is the source of this 2241-nucleotide messenger RNA. RefSeq lists its product as uncharacterized. The transcript has 2 exons. The record is from RefSeq and is a predicted model, not a curated record. The coding region runs from base 1 to 2241 and encodes 746 amino acids. Gene Ontology annotation, biological process: DNA-templated transcription. Gene Ontology annotation, cellular component: nucleus. NCBI's taxonomy places the organism in Eukaryota, Fungi, Ascomycota, Sordariomycetes, Xylariales, Microdochiaceae. Gene Ontology annotation, molecular function: DNA binding; zinc ion binding.
AUGACCCUCGGCUCAACCCCGGAGACCGCUGCUAUUGAGCGGGUACAGGCUAUGCUCAUGCUUGGGCUUUAUGAAUGGGGGCAGACAGGACCACAACCAGGGGCCCUUGGAGCCUGGAUGUCCAUCGGUGGUGCCAUCAGACUGGCUCAGUUCUUGAAGCUGAGCCUCGUGGAUGAGCCGACCGGGUCAGCAAACGCACGUGCCGGCCAAGAUCCUUCCCGGGAACCGCACUUGAUUCUCGAACGUGAAAUUAUGCGGCGCACUAUGUUUGGCUGCUUUAUGCUGGACCGCAUGCUUGCGUGUGGGAAAGGCAGGGUCACCAUGAUUCAACGUGAGGACCUCUGCAUUCAACUGCCCUGCUCCGAGGAUAAGUUUGACCUAGAGAUCGAGCUUAACACGGGAAUGCUGCCCUCGCGUAGUUGCGAGCAAGAAGAGCCCCGCCAAACCAAUGACGACAGUAUACUGAGCAGGUUUAUCCAUCUGGUCGACAUUUGUGGGGACAUCUCCCGGUAUAGUUCGGAUGGUGGCCGCCUGACAGAAAAACACCCACCCUGGGAUUCGCGGACGGCUUUCUACAAGCUCAAUCGACGGCUUCAGCAAUUUGAUGCAUCUCUGCCCGGUGCCUUCCGGUUUUCGGAAUCCAACUAUCAGUACCAGGUUCUGAUCUGCCGUAGACCCGAGUGCCGACACGCCAUCUCACCACAUGGAGCCCAGGUUACUGCACAUCUCUGGAACAAGCACAGCGUUCCGCUAGCCGACCGAUUAGGACUUACAGAGCAUAUACGCGACAACUACCCUCAAGGCUUGCGCAGGCCUACAGAUGCGGUUCUACCUCCCUGUGGUUCCAAGCCACAUCCGGAUCUCCAGAUCUAUGAUGGCUUCAGCUGCCGCAAGUGCGUCUUCUUCACGACUAGCUUCCACGAGCUUACAAGGCACCUCUCUCACAACCACCUCGACGGGGAAACCGCGACCCGGCCGCGAAUCGGCCUGCUCUACGACGACGUUUACCUACAGUCUUGGGCGGGCGGGCCUGAUCGACGAUAUUGGACCGUUACUGGUGCAGAUGGGAGUACAGUCCGGCCAGUGCCCGGCCGUGAACCCGAACGGCAUUCUCCCAAGGCGCCUAGAAGGCCUAUUGUCUCGGACUUCGACAUAGCAAGGAAAGACCCGCAUGAUAAACGGACUGCUAUCUCUCAGAGCAAGCCAUGGCUUGACCGGACGGGAUGGCCUCAGAUCUUCGAGGGCGCCAACUGUGCAGUACUAGUAGCCCUCACAGCUACACCUUCGAACCCGCCUACUAGGCUCCUGCACCUUGGAAAGGGGCUCCAUCCUGCGACCGCUCCAUACAUCAGCACACGAGGAGAUGAGGUGAAGAUAUCUGGGCUCAUUACUAUGGCCGACUGGAUACUCUCUCGCUGUGAGGAGACAGCCCGCGGAACGUCCCGCUCGGUUCUCUGCUGGUUCCGGAGCCUUCACCCGGAUAAGAUAUAUCCAAAGCCAUUCACUCUAGUAUCAGCAAAGUCUAGCCGACGCAGAUAUCUGCAGGUCUUCCAGCGUUUCAUAGCCUUCGUCUUCCGUGUUUAUCGCUUACCAGACUUUCAGCGUCACGACCUUCUCUCCGUCCGAUUUGACUCAGAACAGCAGCAGCUACUUCGAGCUAUCUGGUUCCACGAAGCCUGGAGUGGGGAACAGCUUCUUCGAUGGAUUCUAGCCGGGAAACCGGCUUGUCAGCCACGGUUAACCCCUACGAUGGAGCGGUCUGCAACAAAAACCAGCCAGCAUCCAGAAUAUAAAACAGAACAGAAACAUAACACGUCAAACCUCUCCUCGGCUAAACCACAAUCGAGAAAACGGUCAUUUACUACCUAUCAGCAAGCCGCCAAGAUUGAUUUCGAACGGGCGAGUACGAGGAGUAGUCAAGAUAUUGACGAGGACGAAGAUGAGAGCGACUAUUUUGACGAGGACUUGAGCGACUCGGAUUUCAGCGACGGACAGAGCGAAACAGGGGAUAGUGUCCAAAACACUAGUAUCCCUAAGCAUCAGGCCAGCUUCUUCGAACCACCACUAGGCCGACUUCUCGAAUUACUCUUCAAGCUAGCGAUCACUUUCUGCACCGAGGACUUCAUCGACGGCCAUCCCAACUCAACACAUCUCGUCUCUUCAGUAGUAUUCUCGGCAUUAAAUCCGAUAGCCAAGGGUUUCGAACGGCAAGGCUGUAUACUCCGACCCUCUCAGCCUUAA